AUGAACUUUGGCUCACAGCAGUACCAGUUCAAUCUCGGGAACUUCAAUAGCGCGUCUUUUGCCACAAACAAUGGUUCCAACACGUCCUCAUCUUCCACAUCAUCCACAUCAUCCACAUCAUCCACAUCAUCCACAUCUGCAGGUCCUUUGGUGAACCAAACUUCCACUGUUCCACCACCUCCACAACAACAGCAACAACAGCAACAACCCUCUAUGCCCAUGCACAGCCCACACCCAUCUAUGGCUCCUAUGAGCUCUUCUUCUACUACUACUUCAUCUUCAAUGCCUGGAGGUAUCCUCUCAACAGCCGCGACGCCAUCACCAAUCAUUCCAAACGCGGGCUUUGGGCCCAUGGCUCAGGCCUCCAUGAUCGGUCCACGGCCUGGAUCUGCUACUGCCCAUUCUCCAGUUGGCUCGGCUCUUUCUCCUAGCAUGGCCUCAGCCCUCCCCCUGGCGUCUUCUCCUUCAAAUCCCAAUGCAACAAACAAUGCCGCACAGUCACAAGCAAAUAUGGUGGCUACACAACAAAUCGAAUACCAACAGAGACUAAGAAUGCACCAAAACAGUGCCGCCAUUAAAAUGAGAUUUGCGCAACAGUCGCAACCACCACCACCACCACCACCACCACAACAACAACAACAACAACAACAGCAACAGCAACAGCAACAGCAACAGCAACAGCAACAGCAACAGCAACCACAACAGCAACAGCAACAGCAACAGCAACAGCAACAGCAACAGCAACAGCAACAGCAACAGCAACAGCAACAGCAAUCACAACCACAAUCACAAUCACAAUCACAAUCACAACCACAACCACAACAACAACCGCAACAACCGCAACAACCAAACACACCUACAAGCCAGUCUCCCUUCAUGAGUAGAGAACGUAACUCUUCUUCAGGUAGUCUUAAUGAUAUGUUUGCAAUAAACUCGCCUAUGGGAAGUCGCAAAAAUAGCGAUGAUAACAUAGCUCAGUAUAACAAACAGCACAAUCAACAACAGUCCUACAUGUUUGGGCUCACUGAACAACAGCACCUUUUGUGCCGACAACGCAUUGCAUUAGUACUAGAAAUCAACAAUGAAUUGUUUCGUUUUGCCAUGAUUGCCACGGGAAACUAUGCGGAUCCGGCUAUGAGUCUACUUGAAACAGCUCCCAAGUCAGCAAAUCUGCAGAUCCAAAACACAGCUCCUACCGGUCAGGCCAACGAGAGCAUGUUCCUCAACUGUCUGCGCCGACUUCAGGCCAAUAUUACAUUUCUGAUCCAUCUCACAACAGCACUUUCUAACCCAACCUCUGUUGAAAGUAACCCAGCAUCUGCUAUGAAUUUGUUUCCACAGAUCCUGACGCAUCCUAUGGAAGUUCCCUCGCUCACUGAUAGUUAUAGAGCUCUUCAAGGGUUGUUUCCAGAAGUUAUGGCACUUAUGCAACAGCAGCUCAAGAAAAAGCAGCAACAACAAUUGCAGCAGCAGCAACAGCAAUCCCCUCAAGGCAUGGGUCCAUCGUCACCUGCAAAUAUGAGUUUCCAACAAAAACCACCAGUUAAUAUUCCUCAGCAGCAGCAACAACAACAACAAAUCAACAAUGGUCCUAAACCCACACAAAUCCUACAACAACCUAAUCAAAUUCAGCAUCCUAUCCAGCAUCAAUCUAUUCCACAACAACAGCAAAGACCUCCGCAAAUGUCCCAGCAAGGUCCUAACCAAGCACCAUCUUCUGGUACACAGACUGGCAAAAAUUCCAAUGACAAUAACAACAAUAAUGAUAAUGAUAAUAAUAAUAAUAAUAAUAAUAAUAAUAAUAAUAACAAUAACAAUACUAAUAAUAACAAUAACAACAACAAUCCUAUUUCUAGUCCUAAUCCCAAUCCCAAUCCCAAUCCCAAUCCCAAUCCCAAUCCCAAUCCCAAUCCCAAUCCCAAUCCCAAUCCCAAUCCCAAUCCCAAUCCCAAUUCCAGCCCCAAUUCCAAUUCCAGUCCCAAUCCCAAUCCCAAUCCCAAUCCCAAUCCCAAUCCCAAUCCCAAUCCCAAUCCCAAUCCCAAUCCCAAUCCCAAUCCCAAUCCCAAUCCCAAUCCCAAUCCCAAUCCCAAUCCCAAUUCCAGCCCCAAUUCCAAUUCCAGUCCCAAUUCCAAUUCUAAUCUCAAUUCCAAUUCUAAUUCCAAUUCUAAUCCCAAUUCUAAUCCCAAUUCCAAUUCCAAUCCCAAUCCCAAUUCCAAUUCCAAUCCCAAUUCCAAUUCCAAUCCCAAUUCCAAUCCUAAUCCUAAUCUUAACCCCAAUCCCAAUCCUAACCCCAAUCCUAAUCCCAAUAACGGGCCUGGACCUAGUGCUCAAAAUCUGCAGAGUAUCCAGCAAGUCCUUCAGACGAUGCAUGAGAUGAAAAACACGGGUAAUUACACAAACCUAAGGGGCAGUAUAUCUGCACUAUUACAGCUUGGUCUUACACUGAGCCAGAUACAAGCGGCUAUUUUGGCUGUGGGGAUUAAUAUUGGACAAAAUGGACUUCCUAACGGUAGCCAAAAUACAAGCAAUAUGAAUAACAGUAAUAAUAACAUGGGCGGGAACAUAAACAAUACGAAUAAUAGUCAUAAUACUAAUAAUAACAAUAUGGAUAAUAUGAAUAACAUGGGGAACUACCAACGACAGCAACAGCAACAGCAACAGCAACAACAACAACAGCAGCAACAACAACAACAACAGCAGCAACAGCAGCAACAGCAGCAACAACAACAACAGCAACAACAGCAACAACAGCAACAACAGCAACAACAGCAACAACAGCAACAACAGCAACAGCAACAGCAACAGCAACAGCAACAGCAACAGCAACAGCAACAGCAACAGCAACAGCAACAGCAACAGCAACAGCAGCAAUAA
Magnusiomyces paraingens is the source of this 2874-nucleotide messenger RNA. RefSeq lists its product as uncharacterized. The record is from RefSeq and is a predicted model, not a curated record. Lineage: Eukaryota; Fungi; Ascomycota; Dipodascomycetes; Dipodascales; Dipodascaceae. The coding region runs from base 1 to 2874 and encodes 957 amino acids. The transcript has 2 exons.